This is a messenger RNA of Mycena citricolor, 1323 nucleotides long. The record is from the annotation of a GenBank genome assembly. NCBI's taxonomy places the organism in Eukaryota, Fungi, Basidiomycota, Agaricomycetes, Agaricales, Mycenaceae.
AUGUGGAGGCUCUUCAACAACAGUUUCCUACCAAAUGGAGAAGGGACUCAGGGACAACAAGUAGAGGCUUAUUGGAAGAAGAAGGGCAAGUCUGUCAACUUCCAAGAUUCCUACUACUUGGAUCAGUUUGAUAGCUGUGACAAUGAUGAUAUAUCCGACUACCCUGAAGAAGUGGCAGAUGAGAUAUGCUCCCUUUGUAGUCAACUCAUCCAAUAUGAGAGGAAAUUGUCACGACCAACCCCAGAUAGUUGCGCUGAGCCAAGGACUCAAAAACCUGCAUCUGGUUCGACCAGUUUUGCAAUGGAAAGUGCCAUAGGCCAGUUCAUGCAGAAAGCCAUGACCAACGCCAUGGCCAGCUACUUCAACAACAUGAACAGUGGUUAUCCUUGGACUCAGGAGCAAUUUAUUCAAACCCGUUGGGGUGCGAAUAGUCAACCUGAGCGCGACAAUAACAAUUUGGCCAAGCCCUCUGAGGACCAUGAUAAACAAGCUGAGCAACAAGAGAAACCAAGAAAGCCUGUAAUUAUUAAGGAAGUUAGCAAUAGCGACAAUGAUAAGGAAUCAGUGCGCGACAACACCAAAAAGAGAAAGGAACUACCGUUUGAGAAAGUCAAGCCCAUUCUACAAGAACCAGUAUAUUCUGCAAAAGCACGUGUUCCAGAUAAAUACCAGUUGCGUGUACCAAUUCAAAAGAAGGCUGUGGCAGAAGCAGUUUACGACAAAAUGAAAAACAUGUCAGUUGAUGUCACUGUGGGUGAACUCCUAGCAGUUUUAGGGACUGUCCGCGACUCCAUUCUGAAGGACUCUUCCAAGAAAUGUGUACCAGUUCAGACGUCUAUGCUUCAAGAAACUGGUUGCGUCAUUGAAGACGUUUGGGAGGGAGAACUGAGCUACAACCUAGUCAGUACUAAGGAAUUGCCUGAGCCUGUGUUCUAUCAUAACACAGUCAAAGGAGAAAUUCCCAUUGGCGCAGUUGUUGUGACGGACCCAUAUGAGAUGUACUUGGAGUCAAUACCCUCUAAUGAGAACCCAAGGCAUGUCUAUGUUGGUAAUUCAUUGGCUGCUCCCAGAACAAUAAACAGACAGAUUAAUGCAUGUCUUGACAUGGACUGCAUCCUCGACAGUGGAUCUCAGAUUGUCUCAAUGGCCUUCUUGGAAGCCGUCAACGCACAAUUAAGCUGGGACCCAAAAGUUGUCAUCUAUAUGGAAAGCACAAAUGGAUCUAUCUCUAAGGCAUUGGGAUUAGCGAGAAAUGUACCCUUCAGAUUUGGGACCAUUCUGGUCUACCUACUCGUGAUCAUGGAAAGUGAUGGUCAAUCAUGA